Molecule: messenger RNA, 2615 nt
Organism: Homalodisca vitripennis (glassy-winged sharpshooter)
Lineage: Eukaryota; Metazoa; Arthropoda; Insecta; Hemiptera; Cicadellidae
Gene: sac
Product: dynein axonemal heavy chain 1
Exons: 6
Coding region: 1436-2554 (372 amino acids)
Biological process (GO): microtubule-based movement
Cellular component (GO): dynein complex
Molecular function (GO): dynein intermediate chain binding; dynein light intermediate chain binding; minus-end-directed microtubule motor activity
Source: RefSeq, a predicted model, not a curated record
AGAGAAAGACAAUAAAAAUUGUGCAAUUCAACCUUUAAUUUCGUCUUUUACGAAAGUAACAUGGUAGAAAUUGUUAUUUUGUCUGCAUAAAUCUAAAUCUAUUAUUUCUUAAGCGAAAUAUACUUCUUGGAUCUAUGCAAAUGGAAAUUUAACUUGUCCAAUAUAACUUGUGUACAAAACUAUUAAAACAUAAAAACUAUUAGAAAACAUGAAUUAUUUUAGCACUGUAAAGCUAAACUUAAGUCGCUCACGUACUUUUAUAACAGUAUUUUUUGCGUGGGGAAUUUACCUAAAAAGACCGAGUUCCUACAAUUAAUGUUGUGGUUGUUUUCAGGGAGCUUUGAGGCAGCUUGUAGUUACUUCAGUGAGAGCGUUUGUCACACUAGUAGAGACUCCUUGUCUCUGCACAGUGGGUGUAAAGCCUGACUUCGUUUGGGGUACUAAAGACAGAGUUCCUACAAUUAAUGUUGUGGUUGUUUUCAGGGGGCUUUGAGGCAGCUUGUAGUUACUUCAGUGAGAGCGUUUGUCACACUAGUAGAGACUCCUUGUCUCUGCACGGUGGGUGUAAAGCCUGACUUCGUUUGGGGUACUAAAGACAGAGUUCCUACAAUUAAUGUUGUGGUUGUUUUCAGGGGGCUUUGAGGCAGCUUGUAGUUACUUCAGUGAGAGCGUUUGUCACACUAGUAGAGACUCCUUGUCUCUGCACGGUGGGUGUAAAGCCUGACUUCGUUUGGGGUACUAAAGACAGAGUUCCUACAAUUAAUGUUGUGGUUGUUUUCAGGGGGCUUUGAGGCAGCUUGUAGUUACUUCAGUGAGAGCGUUUGUCACACUAGUAGAGACUCCUUGUCUCUGCACGGUGGGUGUAAAGCCUGACUUCGUUUGGGGUACUAAAGACAGAGUUCCUACAAUUAAUGUUGUGGUUGUUUUCAGGGGGCUUUGAGGCAGCUUGUAGUUACUUCAGUGAGAGCGUUUGUCACACUAGUAGAGACUCCUUGUCUCUGCACAGUGGGUGUAAAGCCUGACUUCGUUUGGGGUACUAAAGACAGAGUUCCUACAAUUAAUGUUGUGGUUGUUUUCAGGGGGCUUUGAGGCAGCUUGUAGUUACUUCAGUGAGAGCGUUUGUCACACUAGUAGAGACUCCUUGUCUCUGCACAGUGGGUGUAAAGCCUGACUUCGUUUGGGGUACUAAAGACAGAGUUCCUACAAUUAAUGUUGUGGUUGUUUUCAGGGGGCUUUGAGGCAGCUUGUAGUUACUUCAGUGAGAGCGUUUGUCACACUAGUAGAGACUCCUUGUCUCUGCACGGUGGGUGUAAAGCCUGACUUCGUUUGGGGUACUGACUUAAUAGAGACCCAGUUCAAGCCUGUAUCGGUGCCGAUAUUCAUUCUCAAAUUAAACGUCAACGAGAAAGGGGCAUACUUUUCCACUGACCCAUUUAUGUUUGAGAAAACCCUGGAAAAGAUCAUGGACUAUGGGAUAGUAAUGAGUCACAAGAUACCACAGGUGGAGCCCAUGUUGAUGGAGAGGCUGAAGUACGCCGAGGACCUGUUCUUGUCCUCCAUUGGGCUGCAAGAGGCGGAGAUAUGCACCCUGAAGGAACGGAUGCUGAAGGCUAUAAGAAGCGCUGUGGUGCCGUUAAUAGCCUACUGCAGGGAAUACGAUCGCCAUGUCCAGCUCUACACCCUUGACGUAGACCGGUUUAUCGAGAAGUACAAGGAAGAGAAUCACCCUGUCCACGAGGUAAAGGACGAGGUGGCUUUGCACAUGAGAAUGAAGGCUAACCUUAUAGCGACCAUCCCAGCCGUCAUCGUUAUUGGGCCAUUCAUUGUACAUGUAGACGCACUCAGACAGUUUCUUUGCAACAAGCGACAAGAAAUUGCUACCAAGCUGCUUGAUGCAUUUGCAGCCAAGAUGAAAGUACUUCUCGAGGGUGUGAUGGAUGAGUACAAGGCUGUGUACAGGAAAUUGUGUGAGAAGCCUGGGACCAUAGAAUUGCUGAUGGAAAUGAGAGAGUGGAUGGAGACAAUACCAUUAACAGUGAGGGGAUUGGACGACACAGUUCGUCGGUACCUUCUGGAGUACGAUAUGCUGGACCAGUUUUGGUACGCAUUGGAGCAAGAAGAGUUUGAGGCCAAGUGGGAGGCCCUGGGAUGGCCCCAGCGUCUGACUAUCAAGGUGGAGGAGGUCAAUAACAUGUUGGACGAAGAGACUGAGGUCUUCCAGAAACUGCAGGUGGAUGAUGAGUUUAUGCUGCAGGACCGCUUGGAGUUGAUCUCUGUCACCAUUGCCAAUUUGGCCGCACAAAGCGAUUUCAGUAAGGUACACGAAAUCGCUGUAGAUGUCAGAAGAGCUUGGAAACUCAUCAAAGAAACGCAGGAAUUUGGUCAACUCCUGAAUUCAAGACAAAAGCUAUUUGGGAUGCCCGUAACUCCGUUCGAUCAAAUUCGAAAACUUUCAAAUGAGUUUGAACCUUACAAGAACUUAUGGACUACAGCAUCUGGCAAGUAUCGUAUUAUUAGUUAUUUUGUAAAGAGUGAUAGCAAACUUGAUUCUUGAUUAUUCUCGAGCUUUCUCAUUGAAUACUCCUUGUACUCUGGAAUUACGAAUUAUUUUAUUA